AUGUUCUUACUAAAUUUUGAGGAUAGUUCUGCUGCUAAUUGUAUAUAAACUUAUUAUAAUAAAGGUGAUUAUAGUUGUUUGACUUGUGAUUCAACAGAUGCAACAAUUUGUACAGCUUGUGAUACAAGUACAAGAAAAUUGUUAAAUGGAAAAUGUAUUUGUAAGGAUGGGUUUGUGGAAAUAACAUCUUUUAAGUCUAAUUAAUGUUUAUGUAUAGAAUAUAGAUUAAAAGAUUAGAAUGUUCUGAAAAUUGUAUGACUUGCGAUAUUUCCAAAAGAGAUUUUUGUUUAAGUUGUGGAGAUGAAUCUAUCACAUUUAGAUAACUAUUAAAUAAUGAUUGUGUUUGUAUAUAAGGAUAUUAAGCUGUACCAUAUUAAUAUGCAUGUGAAGUCAAUACUUGGGAUUAGAGAUUGUUUACAUUCAAAUAUAAGACUGAUACUUCUCGUAAUUAUUGGAGUGUAGUAUCCAAACUUUUUGAAAGUAGUAAUACUAUAAGUGAAUUAACUAAUUUGAUCAAGAUUUCCUAUUUAUAAGAUACUUCAGAGAGUUCAGUCUAAAAAUAUUAUUUUGAUUUAGAAACUAAUUAGAAGAAGUUUUUCUUAAUUUAGAAUACAAUUCCUGUUGGUUAGUAUUAUCAAUAAUUUGAUUAAAAUAUUUUUGCAGUUGGAUAUAUUUAACCAAAAGAGACACCAAGUGUACUUUGGAAAUUUGGUUAGGUUGCUAAUAUUGCAUCUACUUCAUAUUAUUAUGCAAGUCGUGUAUUGGAAAAGUAGUGGAAUGCAGGAAUGUUUCAAUAUUAAAAAGAUUAAGGAGUUUAUAUAUAAGUAAUGUUGACUUAAGAAGAAGUUACAGGAUCAAAUAGAAGAUUUCUAUCUGAAGUUGAAGACUAUUCAAUUUAUAAGAUAAUGUAUUUUUUUUAUAUUGGAUAUGCAAAAACUUCUUUUUUAAGUGAUACAGAAUGUGAAACUUUGAUGGAUGGUUUGAUGAAUUUAAUUAAUGGAUGUUAAAAAUACUGUGAUGAUUGCUAUUUUUAUAAAAAUUAUGAAUAAUGCAGAAGCUGUAAAUUAAAUAGAGUAAAUAAUAAUGGUGAUUGUUUAUGCUAAUAUGAAACAUCAGAUUAAUCUCAAUGUUAUCAACCAUGUAAAAGUUAAAAUUGUAUAACAUGUGCAGAUGGUUUAUGUAUAACUUGUCCUGAUGGAUCAAUUCCUCCUUGUAAUAAUCCCCAUAUAGUUUGUGAUCAAGGUUAUUAUGAAGAAAACUCUUAAUGUUUUAAAUGUACAAGUCCAUGUGUUACUUGUUCAUCUGAAAUUAUAUGUACUAAAUGUUUAGAUACUUAUUUUAUAAAUGAUUAAAAUUAAUGCUAAUAAUGUACUUCACCUUGUCUAAAUUGUACAAAAGAUGGAUGUACAUCUUGUAUCGAUAAGUAUUACUUAGAUGAAAAAGUAUGUAUCUCUUGCAGUUAAAUUGAAGAUUGUAUAGAUUGUAAAAUAAAAGAUAAAUGUAUUACUUGUAUUACAGGAAAAUAUGGUAAUGAUGCUGGGGUAUGUGUAAAUUGCCCAUAAAUUUGUACUUCUUGUAGAAAAAUAAAUGAUUGUUAAUCAUGUAUUGAAGGGUAUUACAAUACUAUUGGAUAUUGUAAUAAAUGUGAUAGAGUUUGUUCAAGAUGCUUAAAUAGCUCUUAAUGUUCUAAAUGCAUAUCUGGAUAUUAUUUAAGUUAAUAUAACUGUCUCAAAUGUCAAGAUUAAUGUACAACUUGUUUUGAAAAAUCUGAUAAUUGCUCAACAUGUAUUUCUUAAUAUACUUUGGUAAAUAAUAAAUGUAUCUAAUGCGAAAGUCCAUGUACAUAAUGUUAGAAUUCUAGCACCGAAUGUUUAUCUUGUGUGGAUAAUUAUUAUUUAACUGUGGAUAAUAAAUGUUAAUCAUGCUCAUAAGGUUGUUCAAAAUGUUAAUACUCAGAUGAUAAUUGUACAGUAUGUAAAAUAGGAUAUUAUUUAAAAAGUACUUAAUGUAUUAAAUGCAAUUCUGAUUGUUAAUAAUGUUAAGAUGCUUAUACUUGUAAUUAAUGUGUAAAUGGAUACUAUCUAAAUGCAGAUAAACAUUGUAUAUCUUGUCCUGUAUAAUGUUAAAAUGAUUGUAAACUUGAAUUGAAUUAAGUCGUUUGCAACAAUUGUUCUACUACUUAUUUCUUAACUUCAAGUGCUUGUUAAUAAUGUUAAUCACCUUGCUUUACUUGUUAAUAAUUAAAUAAUCGUUGUUUAAAUUGUAUUUCAGGGUAUUAUUUAUCUAAUUAUAAUUGCAAUUAAUGUACUAUAACAUAAUGUAAAGAAUGUAAUGAAACUUAAUGUUUAGUUUGUAAAGCUGGAUAUUUAUUGAAUGAAAAUAAUUUAUGUUAAUAAUAAACAUAUACAUGUGAUGAUGGCUUUGUUAAGGUUAAAAUAACAGAUGAAUGUUUGCCUUGUCAUAAUACUUGUUUAACUUGUUAUGGUAAAGAAUUUAAUUAAUGCUUAACAUGUGAUGAUGGAUAUUAUUUAGAUUCUUAGAAUAAAUGUUUAUAAUGCAAAUAUCCUUGUAAUAAAUGUUAAGACAAUUAAAAUAUAUGUCUUUCAUGUUAAGAUGGUUAUUUUUAUGCAAAUAAUUAAUGCACUCUUUGUACAAAUACUCUAUGCAAAGCUUGUUCAAAUAAUAUAAAUGAUUGUUCUGCGUGUUUCUAUGGAUAUUAUUUAGAUGGAAAUUCUUGUACAUAAUGUACAAAUAAUUGUACAUUAUGUGAUUCAUCAACAAAUUGUUCUUAAUGUUUAACUGGAUAUUAUGUAAAUAAUUAAAAUUUAUGUAUAAAUUGUGAUGAUUAAAAUUGUGGUUAUUGUUCUGAUGCUCAAACUUGUGUUGUUUGUUUAGAUAAUUAUUUAUUAGAUUCAGAUAAAAAAUGUUAUUUAUAAAAUUGUCCCAUAUCUAAUUGUUUAAAAUGUUAUAAUAGUGAUGUGUGCAAUGUAUGUUUACCUGGUAUGUUUGCUGAUUCUGAUGGAAUUUGUUAAUAUUGUAAAAUUAAUUGUAAAACUUGUGUAAGUACUGAUACAUAAUGUACAUCAUGCAAUCCUAAACACUUUUUAGAUAGUAACAAAAUUUGUUAAUAAUGUAAUAUUGGUUGUACAGCAUGUAGUACUUCAAGUAAUACAUGUUAAUCUUGUGAAUAAAGUUAUUUUUUUAUAGAAAAUCAAUAGAGAUGUGAAAAAUGUAGUAUUUAUUGUAGGACUUGUGUUGAAAAUAAAGAUAAAUGUACUAGUUGUGAAAUAUAUCAAUACUUACGAUCAAAUUCAUCAUGUGAGUAAUGUACAUCUCCUUGUUAUAGUUGUAAUUCAGGAAGUGAAACAGAUUGCAAAAGUUGUUUAACAGGUUAUUAUUUAUCUAAUAAAUAAUGUUUACCUUGUUCAAAUAAUUGUUUAAUUUGCACUUUCAAUAAUGUAUGCACAAAAUGUGCUUCUGGAUAUUUUCUUGAUGGAAUUGCAUGUACAAAAUGUCCAAUCAAAUGUAAAGAUUCAUGUACAAAAUUAUCCUCCUUUAUUAAAUGUAAUGAAUGUAAUACUGGAUAUUUUGAAGGUGCAAGUGAUUGUUUAUUAUGUAAAGCUCCUUGUAAAACAUGUUAAUCAACAGAAGAUGCAUGUACUUCAUGUAUUAGUGGAUACUAUCUUGCUGUAAAUAAAGUAUGUCCUAAAUGUAGAACUCCAAAUUGUAGAAAUUGUUAAAUAUCAUCAGGAGAAUGUUUAGCUUGUGAUUAUGGAUACAUUUUAACAGAUCCUGAAAAAUGUACAGAAUGUACAACAUGUACUUGUGGAAAUCAUUAAUAUUAUGAUUGGGAUGAAUUAAAUUCAAAUAAAUGCAAAGAAUGCGAUGUUUCAUGUGUCACUUGCUAUGUAUCACCUAAAAAUUGUACAAGUUGUUUAAGUACAUAAUAUUUGGAUCCUGUUGAUAGCAAAUGUUAUAAUUGUAAUUCAUCAUGUGUAACCUGUAAAAAUUCAACAGAAUGUUCGUCAUGUAAAUCAUUGUAAUACUUAUCAAAUGCUAAAUAAUGCUUAGCAUGUCAGCCACCAUGUUUAUAAUGUACAAGUGCAACAUAAUGUAUAUCUUGUCUUGAUGGAUAUUAUUAAGAUGGUACUAAUUGUUUAUCAUGUAAUUCUAAAUGUUCCAUUUGUGAAUCUGCUAACAAAUGUAUAACAUGCAUUUAAGAUGGUAAAACUUAUUAUAAAAAUGAUUAUACUUGUAAUUCUUGUGAAAUAAAUUGUUAAUAAUGUUAUAAUGGAGGAUGCACAAAAUGUGAUGAAACUUAUUAUUCUUCAGAUUAAAUGUGUUUACCUUGUAAUUCUAAUUGUACAUAAUGUUCAAGUUCUACUUGCUAUUAAUGUAAAAGAGGAUACUAUGUUGAAGGAUAAAAUUGUGUAAAAUGCCAUAAUUUUUGUUAAGAAUGUUCAUCAUAUUAAUGCAACUAAUGUUAAACUGGAUAUUUUAUUGAUGGAUUUAAUUGUACUUAAUGUAUGCAAAAUUGCCAAAAAUGUGAUUCAUUAACAACUUGUUAAACAUGUUCAACUGGCUAUUUCUUUAAUGAAAUCAAUUCAGUUUGUGAAAAAUGUAAUGAAAAUUGUCUAUCUUGCACUUCAGAAAAAUGUACAAUAUGUUAAACUGGAUAUUAUAUUAAUGGUUAACUCUGUGAAAAGUGUUAAACUAAUUGCUUAUCUUGUACAUCAACUAUUUGUAAUUAAUGUAUGAGUCCAUAUUAAAUUUAUUAAAAUAUUUGUAUCUUAUGUUAAACUGGAUGUACAAAGUGUACAAAAGAAGAAUGUUUAUAAUGUGAUAGUAUACAUUAUUUGGAUCCAACGACAAAAUAAUGUGUUAAUUGUAAUUCAAAUUGUUUGAGUUGUACAGCUACACAAUGUUUAUAAUGUAAGAGUGGUUAUUAUGGCAAAGAUUUAAAUUGUGUACAAUGUAAUCCUAAUUGUAUUUCUUGUGAUGUUAAUACUUGUUUCGAAUGCAAUUAAUAAUAUUAUAUAGAUAAAACUAAUUGUGUUAAAUGUUAAGAAAAUUGUACAUCCUGUUCAAAUACUGAAUGUUUUUAAUGUAAAACAGGUUAUUAUUUAUAAUUAUAACAAUGUACAUAAUGUAAUCAAUCUUGUAAGGAAUGUACAAGUGAUACAAUUUGUCAAUAAUGUAAUAAUCAAUAUUAUUUGGACGGAGAUAAAUGUGUAAGUUGUCCUUAAGGUUGUAUUGCUUGUACAAAAGAUGAAUGCACAUCUUGUGCUUAAGGUUAUACAUUAUAGAAUAAAUAAUGCAUUGCAUGUAUGUCUAAUUGUUUAGUUUGCAAUACUUCUGCAUGUACAUAAUGCGAGAUAGGAUAUUGCAUAUAAAAUUCUAUAUGUUAAUAAUGUCCAUCUGAUUGUUCAUAAUGCUAGAGUGCUAAUUCAAUUUAAUGUUCAACUUGUACUAAUCAAGGUGGUGAAGAUGAAAGUGAAGAAGUUUAAUGCAAGGAUGUAGGCCAAUUUAAAUAAGAUUAAAUUUGUGUAGGUAAUAAAAUUUUAAUUAUUUAGAUUGUAUUGAGAACUGUUUAAUUUGUACUUCAGCUGAUACUUGUAUAACUUGCUAAUCUGGAUUCACUUUAUAAUCAGAUCAAACAUGUCUUUUAAUUUCUAAUAGUACUAAUAGCAAUUAACAAAUAACUUCUGUUGCUGUAGGAACUAUUGUAGGAGGAGUUUUUGUUGCUGUGGCAGCUAUUUUAUUAAAGAAAUUAGCCUUUGUUAAUGUUGUUCCUAAAUUAUUUAAUAAUAUACCUAUCAAAUUUAAUCCAUAAAAUUGCAACUCUGGCGCCUCUGUUUCAAAUUGGGAAUAGUUACCUAAUUUAUCAGAAUAAGAAUUCGAAGAAGCUUUCUCUAAAGUUUAAUAAAGAGGACGGUGAU
This is a messenger RNA of Paramecium sonneborni, 5939 nucleotides long. The record is from the annotation of a GenBank genome assembly. Lineage: Eukaryota; Ciliophora; Oligohymenophorea; Peniculida; Parameciidae.